Paramuricea clavata is the source of this 4399-nucleotide messenger RNA. The record is from the annotation of a GenBank genome assembly. Lineage: Eukaryota; Metazoa; Cnidaria; Anthozoa; Malacalcyonacea; Plexauridae.
AUGACCUCGGAAAUUGAAGCAACGCAUGUGGAUAUUUUCACAGAAUAUGACAAUCUUGUACGUUUGGAAGGUAAGAAUUUAUUAAUGAAUUAGAUGCCAUAGAAAUAUUCUCAUUUUAACAAUGUUUCUUGGCGUUCUUCCUAAAGUGAGAGUCGUGAACAUAGGGUUUGGUGAAUAUUCUACUAAACAAUUAUAAUCUUAGAAAAUCUCAAACUGAUCUGACCCUUCCAAAGCCAAACAGAGAAUUUCUCAAAAGAAGAUGCUUGUGAUGUUACUCUGAGUGUAUAUCCACACCGGGCAGGCUUGAAAAAUAUGCCUGGCCAUGGUGGCCAUAUAGCGGUGCUUAUCUUUGGAAUAACCUUCCGCUUGAAGCUAAGCAAGCUCAAUCAAUUUAUAAAGCAAGCUUAAUCAAGUUGUAUAAAACAAAAUUUUUGAUGUUAAUAACGGAGUCUGUCUGGAUUCAGUUAAUCACAUCUUUAUCUGGGACACACCAUCGUGGAUUAGAGUAGCUUUUCAUAACGUACAUAUAGUAGUAGUUUCCUUCCUUUUUAUAUUCUUUGUAAUAUUUUUUAUACGGACGUCCCCCGUGGAAAUCAACUUUUGUAGUUGUCGGGGCUAGCGUCGCUAAUUAAAUAAAGUGUGUAUGUAUAUAUAUGCAUCCUCUGCUGCCUACACUACUAUACUACUAAUAAUAUUCCUAUCUAACCAAUAUUCCUAUCUAACCAUCUAAAGUUACGUUUCUCAAAUUUGGUACAUGCAAUGAUAACUAACUGUAGAAGCUACUGUUUUAACCAAAAUUCACCAUCUAUUAACCUGUAGUCGCAACAUCUUUUAUGUGUUUGCAAUAGGUUUGUAGCAAGCUUGUUAACAAGUUGUGACAGUGAGAUUUAACGACAGUCGGACCGUUUAAAUCAGGAGCUCCCAAAAUAUCAUAUUUCUCAUCUCAAAUGUCCAAAGAAGAAAAGUGUGUUCGCAUUUUUUGAGAGCCAUUGUAUUCGCUUUGAUAUAAAGCAGACAAUUUGACUUAUCUUGCGCGGGUAUAAGUAGUUGAAGAGAUGCUUCUACUAAAAUUGAAAAUAAUGCACUAAAUCGAAAACGCGAACAUCUUUUUGGUCCUUUAUUAUUGGUUAACAUUGUGGUCAAGUUUGGGAAGAAUCGGAUAAAACGCUCUGUAGCUAAACUCUUUUUUGUCGAGGAGAUUGGGUAAUUUUGUUUUCUCUUCAAACGACCAUAUGGCCACUCCAAAUUAGACUUUAGUUUCCCGUCCUCCGCCCGCGUCUCCUAGAACUGGCCGCAUGAUUUGUCCAUUACUGCUAACUUGUUUCCAUUAUUUGACUUUUGUGACAAACAAUUACGAAAAACCACAGUUUUCAAAUAAUCUAUUGUUCAAGAAAUACAUAUUUAUGAUACAACACGUAAAAAUCGAAAUAAAAUUCUUGAAACUUUUAUCAAAGAGCGUGAAUUUUUUUCCGUUUUCACUACGAACUGCUGAGCUACACACGUCAAAACCGAUAAGGCUAAUAUCCUGGCUUUCAUUUCUGCAUACAAAAAAUCUAAAACAUUGCGUAGAAACGUGGCUGAAUGGAUAUUUAAAACGUAUCUAUUUCAUGAAAUAAUGGGCCCUGUUUCAUCUUUGAGACACCAUAAUGGAUAAUCGAAAUGGACCGCCCGCCCGCGUGUAAUUUGAAAUAAGGGCCGGACGGGAAACUAAAGUCUAAUUUGGAGUGUUUGGCGAGGUUUCCACUCUUUCUGUCAUUUUAAUCCCCAAUGUUAAUCCACAUGUGACCUCUUGCGGUUAGCCAAUCACAAACAACCAAAAUUAUAGAAUAGAAUUGCAAGUUUCACGCGAAGCUAUAUUCAGUGGAAUCAGUGGUCAUAGCAUUUCCCCCUAUAUAUCUAACACUCUUAAAAAAGUUGCUGGAAUUGAGAGAUAUAUCAUUAUUAUAUAAUUAUGGACAAAAAUCAGAGUUCAGCAUCAUAUAAUAUGAUAUAAUAUAACAUGUAAACCUUAUCAAUUCAGUAUAUAUAGACUAUAUACUGCAAAUCAAGGUAUUGAAUAAAACCUUCUAUCUCCAACCGAGGGUUACAUAAUUAUGACCCCUGUGGUCGAAGGCCUUCGAAACACAGGGGAUGAGCCGUUGAUGUGAAGUGUAGUCUUAAUAUAAUAUAAGAAACACUACAAUAACCCUGGGUUUAUUUUAACGUGCAGAUCUACACAAAAUGUGCAGUUCUAAACCUAUUUGUGCAGUACGUUCUUAAAACUCAAAUGUGCAGUCACCAAAUUAACAAAAAUAUAACCUCAAAACAGUCUCCUCAUUUUAAUACUCGUUUUCCUUGUGGAUGCUCCAGAUGCCAGAAAUUCUGUCAUUGAGCAUCAAAAAUCUAAAUGUUUUCUGGGAGAGGAUCACCAGACUCUCAUAUUUUUCUCACAAAUCACAUACGUGCUGGGGGUAAUGGAACAGGAGGUUAGGAGGUAAAAUUGGUGCGAGCGAAGCUAUCCAGAAGAGAUUAGAGUGGGAGAACCUAAUAUUCUUAAGGUUAUUAUAUAUUGAGUAUUCAUGAUUCAUGUUUUGAAACAGUUUUUGUGGGUGGUUUGGUGAAACAAAUCUUUGCCAGAAUUUACGAGCCUCUAAAUUCAAAAUUUGGGGGGACACCCCCUACCUGUGGCUCCCCCACCCAGAAUCGAGUUUGUCUGGCCCCACCCAACCACACCUUUAUUCUGCCACCUAUAUACAAAUUAGGUUUUCGGAUUGUCGGAUUUCACAGAAAAAAUUGUUCGGAUUUCGGAUCUGGCGAAUAUUUUACACGGAUUUGCGGAUCUUAUUAAUACAGCGGAUUGCGGAUUUAUCUAAUAUUUUGGCUCGGAUUGUGGAUUUAGUAUGCAAUUUAGUUCGGAUCCUGGAUUGUGACUUCAUAGUAGAGCUUUUAGCGGAUUCAAAUUUAGACAAGACUAUUGUCGGAUCGCGGAUUUUGCUUCAAAUUUAGGCGGAUCGGCGGAUUUGUAUCCCCGUAUUCACCCAAUUUACAAUCAUAAAUUUACAACGUUAAAUAUAGAUAAACAUUCUUUGACACACCAGUCAAACAUGUGAUGCUUCGUAAUAUCCUAAAUAUGUGCAGUUCUAAAUUUUUCCUUAAAAUAAACCCUGCAUGAACCAAGGCAAAUUUUACAUGAUAUUAUACUCUAUUAUUUUUUAAUAAAUUUGUUACAUAUCUGAGAAUAAAUUGGGGUAUUUACAUUUAACAAUUAUUCGCCAAAGGCGAGGUGAUUAUCGGCGAAUAAAAACCGACUCGAAGUCGAGGUUUUUAUUCACGAUAAUCACCUGAUGGGCUGAGGUGAAUAAUUGUUUUAGUAUAAUUUCAUAUGUCAUUAUUUUGAUAAAAAUUAAAAAUUCCAAUUUCUUCUUCAUUUAACUUACGAAACGGUUUCGGCCGCCUUUUCGAAAAUUAUUAUCUCGUUCUAAUCACCUCAACGGCAACCAAUCAGCGUGGAGAGUUUUCAAUAAUCACCAAUGUAAUUAUAAUAAAGGGUACGCGGCCUGCACAGACUUGUCCUUUUUUCUCUAUACUCUAAAACCAAAAACUAAUCCAUUCCACUUGAAAUGAACUGUGUGAUAUGACAGACAUGUAUCGUAUUCAUAUCUCGCUAUGCAGUUUAGCGUCACGGUUAAGAACUCAUGAACAGCGAGACACGAAUCUUCGCGAGAAGCUGUUCGUAAUUAAAACGGUCGAUGACGGUUUUUUUUUAUAUGUAGAUUUCAGAAAAAUAACUGUUAUGGGAAUUUAAUAUAUUCUGCUGUAGUAUUCCCACGCUUUAAAAUCGACUACGUAAUGUUUAUGUAUAGGUUAUCUUACCUCGCUCUAUUUACUUCAGAGUCAAUACCAAACGGUGAACGGGAUUGGCAAGAACCUCAAUUUGUUGACAACAAUCCUACAUUUGAAACGUACGUAUGUUUUAGCUGACGUAUGGCUGCCAUUGCAGAGAGGGAUUUUGUAACUUUCUUUGUUACUUACAAUAUAUGGACUUGCAUGUAUUUGGUGGCAUAUUUUGUCUUUUCAGCUUCUCCUGUAACUGUGUUGUUAUUUUUCAAUUAUUACUUCAUGCAGUAUUUAGAUUUUCAACCAUUCGUUAAGUUUGGGAGGGGGAGGGGGGCAAAAACACUCCUAAGCUACAAAAUCAUGGCGAAUAGCUGACAAAUUAUGGAGUUUCUUCGCUUCUUGUAUCUCUAAUUUAUUUUGAGUUUCUUUCAACACUGAUAAACAGUCGAGUAAAGUUUGAUUAAUAUUUCCUUCUCUUCCAGGACUGCACUAGCACAAUCUGCUUUGCCAAUGAGCCCGCCAAAUUCCUGUCCAGUAACACCAACCUCACUUACGGAGAGAAACUUUGAAAUAAAAGAAGCGG